AUGGCGACGGAUAUCGAAAACCCAAUCAACUUUGUUGCUUUUCAGCAGCAAGGUGUCAUUUCCCCCCAGAUUGGACACCUCGACACAAAAUCGCAUAGUAUUCAGCCCCUCAGCUUCGACUCUGGUACACCUGUUGAGAACUUGUAUCAGGUCAUCGUGGCGGGCGGACACGUAUACAAAGCUUCUGGUCCCGUCUUACGCAUGCAGGAUGUGAAGCUAUUGCCUCCUAUCUCAGGGCGGGAUGUCCUCGCUGUUGGCAAGAACUACAUGGAGCAUGCGAAGGAAUUCAACAGCUCAGGCUACGAUAGCUCUGACAAGGUGGACUUGCCAAGUCAUCCUGGAUUCACCGAGAGCGCCGAUUACGAAGGCGAAAUUGGUGUAAUCAUUGGUAAACCAGGGUACAAGAUUAGUGAGAACAAGGCUUGGAAAUACGUAUGGGGAUACACCAUUAUCAACGACGUUACUGCUAGGGAACGACAAAGAGACCACAAGCAGUUCUACAUUGGAAAAUCUGCAGACACUUUCUGCCCCAUGGGCCCUAUUGCUGUACGGAAGGAGGACCUACCGGAUUGGGGUCGGUCCUUGCGUUUGCAGACCCAUGUCAAUGGAGAACUUCGACAAGAUGCCACGGCCAAGGAUCUGAUCUUUUCCAUCCCUCAUCUUAUCAGCACGCUGUCUGCGGGCCAGACCCUCCAGCCAGGUGAUGUUAUCGCUACGGGCACUCCUGCCGGUGUUGGUAUUGGCAAGGCUCCUCCGGUCUUUUUGAAACCUGGCGAUGACCUCGCUGUCACCAUCUCUGGCCUUGGUACCCUGAGAAAUAGAGUUGCCGAGCACUCGCAGAUGAAUCCCACUGAAGUCAAAGUCCAGGCACAGUCCACCGAGCUAUUUCGCCUUGAAAACAGCGAGAAGUCAAAGCAAGCUCAGUUCGGCCUGAACAAGAACGUCGGUCGCUUCGGGGCAGGUUACCAGCGUUUUGGUGUGGGAAAAGACCACAUCAUUUUUGUCCAUGGUCUUGGAGGCACCAAAGACUACUGGCUGCCAUUGAUAACUGCUCUUGAACUCGGAGACUCCGCCUCGGUACACGUGUAUGACUUUGCAGGACAUGGCCUUACACCAACGCACCCUCUGGACACCAUCACGACCGACUUCCUUUCACAAGAUCUUUCGGAAGUUUUCAGUCUAGCCGAGGUGAAUUCAGGCACUUCACCUGCAACUCUGGUUGCUCACUCUUUCGGAUGCCUGAUCGCCAUUAAUUAUGCCCUCGCGCAUCCCGGACGCGUCAAAAAAUUGGUCCUCUUGGGGCCACCUCCCUUGCCUUUACCUUCCUCGGAGAAGGAGAAAUUAAUCAGAACUGCGGCUCUCGCAAGAACUCGGGGCUUGUCCGAAAUUAUCGACAACGUAGUCGCGACCCAAGUCUCAGGUCAUACCAAGAGAAACAACCCUUUGGCGGUGGCUGCUGUGCAGCUCAGUCUCGCCGGUCAAAACCCUGAAGGUUACGCCAAGGCAUGCUCAGCUUUUGCUUCGAAUGAGGCCAUUGACCUCCAAGGGCUCGAAGGGCUUGAUGUGGAGACUCUGCUGGUAACGGGAGAAGAGGACUCCAUAUCGUCCCCAGCGGUGGUCAAAGAUUACGUGCAGAGAAUAAAUGGUUCUCGCAAGACUGUGCUCCCAAACGUAGGCCACUGGCAUGUCUUUGAGGAUUUCGCUGGUGUAGGCCAGCGUCUUCGAGAGUUUUUGUGA
Messenger RNA from Colletotrichum godetiae, 1737 nucleotides. RefSeq lists its product as uncharacterized. Gene Ontology annotation, molecular function: acetylpyruvate hydrolase activity. Lineage: Eukaryota; Fungi; Ascomycota; Sordariomycetes; Glomerellales; Glomerellaceae. The coding region runs from base 1 to 1737 and encodes 578 amino acids. The transcript is spliced from 4 exons. The record is from RefSeq and is a predicted model, not a curated record.